AUGCAGCGAGAGAAUGAACAAAUUCAACGCGAGAAUCAAGAAUUACUCAAGCACAUCGAAGAAUUGCGUGCGUCUCAAAAAUGCCAAGAGCAAAUGCUGGAGCGCCAAAACGUUCUUAUCUGCGCAAUGGAAACCCAGCAAGCAAAGGCCGAAUGUUUUUUGUCUGAGCAGAAUAACUAUAACUCAGCGGCUCAUUCUCAGCAUCCAAGAGCUCCGCCUGAAAGUUACCCGUAUGAUGAGUUGAUGGCUUUGGUGGAGACGUAUAGAGAUGAGUCUAGGAUAAGCAACACCCUGAAGAGAAAGGCGGAAGAUGUGACGAGCGGCGACGUUAAGCGACAAGCUUUAUAUGAAAUUCAGCCAACGCAAGAAUGA
Truncatella angustata is the source of this 372-nucleotide messenger RNA. RefSeq lists its product as uncharacterized. Bases 1 to 372 code for a protein of 123 amino acids. NCBI's taxonomy places the organism in Eukaryota, Fungi, Ascomycota, Sordariomycetes, Amphisphaeriales, Sporocadaceae. The record is from RefSeq and is a predicted model, not a curated record. The transcript has 2 exons.